Messenger RNA from Zychaea mexicana, 1127 nucleotides. RefSeq lists its product as uncharacterized. NCBI's taxonomy places the organism in Eukaryota, Fungi, Mucoromycota, Mucoromycetes, Mucorales, Lichtheimiaceae. The coding region runs from base 346 to 807 and encodes 153 amino acids. The record is from RefSeq and is a predicted model, not a curated record. The transcript has 2 exons.
AUGAGGAUCAUCCCAUAAUAAGUUAUUUAUAUUCGAGCAUUUAUACACACGCUUUAUUAUGUGGCAACCCAUGGAUGAUGGUCGGUCUAUGUUUGUUGGCAAAUUACGACAUAAUGGGUUAGUGGGGUAAUUCAUCAGACGACCUGUGGGGCAUGCACAUGAAAAUAACCAUGACCGAUUUAUGCACAAGAAGCAGGCGACCAGCGCAAACUAAGAAGACAUAGAUUAUUGCUAUGCAAUAAUCGAUACUGGUCGAAUGAGACGUGGCAAUGACGCUAAUUACACGCUAAAGUUAUAUAUAAACUCAGAAGCGACUUGAAGAGAAAGAAACAGCAACUCUACACCAUGUCCAUGAUUCCUCGUUUACCUCCAUUACUAUUGGCACUCAUCGGAGGAGCUUCGGUGUACGGCAUUAAGGUCAUUUUAGACCGCUUAGAGCCUAUGGCAAUUGGUCCGCCUGGAUCUUCGGAACAUGCCGAGAAAUUGAACAAAAUUAAGAUCUUUGCUCGUCGUGGUGGGAUUGCCAUGGCAGCAGCAGGAACGAUUUAUGCAGGCGCUUGGGCAUAUGGUAAACGAACACAUCGACCCACCCCAGCUGCUUCACAUACUGACGGUAAUGAAGAAGGGUUUUACAGCGAUCAGUACAGUGAUCGUGAACAGCGAUUCCGUGCAGAAACAGAAAAAUUGAAACAAGAACAACAACAGAAAGAACAACAUGCGCGCUCGCGGUUAGCAGCAGAGCAAGCUUCUAUGGAAAAUAGAACAUCCUCAUCAUCACCAUCGUCAUCACCGCAGCAGCAAGGAUGAGAAUAAUACUAUUUCUUCGCUUCCUUUGACAGGCAAAGAAGGGUGCAAUUUCUAUGUAUAUAUAUUUUGCUAUAUUUUUUAACAUAGUAAUUGGAUUUAAAUCCAACCAAGCUAAUAUUUAAUCCUCUUUGUUUUGUAUUCUUAAGCGUAAAUAAAGCUUACAAUGUAUCCUUAUUUCUUAAAAAAUGUGUGUCCCAUGCAGAUGUACAAACACGAAUGUAUUAUUAGCAAAAAUUCAUGCAGGAAGAUAAAGAAAUUUUCGUAUAGUUGAAAAGUGGCCGAGCAGUAAAAUUCCCCACGUAAGUUUAUGUGUCACCGUA